Fusarium mangiferae is the source of this 1050-nucleotide messenger RNA. RefSeq lists its product as uncharacterized. The record is from RefSeq and is a predicted model, not a curated record. Bases 1 to 1050 code for a protein of 349 amino acids. Gene Ontology annotation, molecular function: oxidoreductase activity, acting on the CH-OH group of donors, NAD or NADP as acceptor. Gene Ontology annotation, cellular component: cytoplasm. The transcript is spliced from 2 exons. Lineage: Eukaryota; Fungi; Ascomycota; Sordariomycetes; Hypocreales; Nectriaceae.
AUGACAGAGAUAUUCUUCUCAUCAGAGAUCGCAGACAAUGUCAAAGGGCGGGUGGUUGUCAUGACAGGUGGUGCUCAAGGAAUUGGAGCAUCGCUCAUUUCGCUGCUGUACGAGAGAGGAGCGCAUGUUUACUUCGGAGACUGGGAUGAUGCAAGAGGCCAGCAGCUUGCACGCCGUCUCCAGUCGAGCAAGUCUUCCAGUGGCGGAUCGGUACAUUUCCAGAAGCUCGACGUCCGUGACUACAAGGCGCAGUUACAACUCUUCAAGACGCCGUAUGAGGAGAAAGGUCAUAUCGACAUUGCAAUCUCUUCCGCCGCCGUGAUUGAGCCAAAUGGUUGGUUUGGCACAGAUCAACUGACCCUCGAAGCGGUUGAGACCGAGCCCGAACCCCUCAAGAACACCAUUGAUAUCAACUUGACAAGUGUUGUUCUCUUUUGCCGAUUAGCAAUUGCUUUCAUGAAGCAGGAUAAAGAUCCCAAGACCUUGAAUGGUUUCUCUAAAUCUAUUGUCUUGCUGUCUUCUAUUGCUGGAAUAACCGAGGCAGCUGGUCUCUUUUCUUACAGCGCUGCAAAGCAUGGCGUGAUAGGACUUAUGAGGUCUCUACGAGCGCUGGCGACAACCAAGUUCAACAUUCGCAUCAACACCGUGUGUCCCUGGGCGACGGAUACGCAGAUGAUAGACAACGUGCGCUCCAUCUUCGAGAAGCAUCAACUGCCCUUUAAUACGCCCAACGACGUUGCGCAGUUCAUUCUUCAGCUGGUGACGGAUAAGAGCUUGAACGGCAAAUCUGUUCUGGUAGCUGGUGGUAGAGGGUUUGAUACUGAGGAAGGCAUUGAUAGGACAAUGUCUGAGUGGUUCGGGCCUCUUACGGAGGAAUUCUGGCGCGGGCAAAAGGUCCUUGGCACGGUACGUACUCUGACUUCCGGAUUCUAUGUACAUUUGAGUGGCCGKUUACUAAKGUCGGAUAUUAGGGUGAUGAAUGGUCUCAUAUUUGAUCAAGUGUCAUUUUCRAUGAGUAURAUGYUAUUCGUACUGAGAUCCGUGACUUGA